Amphiprion ocellaris (clown anemonefish) is the source of this 1399-nucleotide messenger RNA. RefSeq names its product succinate dehydrogenase complex, subunit B, iron sulfur (Ip) (gene sdhb). The transcript is spliced from 8 exons. Gene Ontology annotation, cellular component: mitochondrial membrane. The coding region runs from base 81 to 932 and encodes 283 amino acids. Gene Ontology annotation, biological process: respiratory electron transport chain; tricarboxylic acid cycle; aerobic respiration. Lineage: Eukaryota; Metazoa; Chordata; Actinopteri; Pomacentridae. The record is from RefSeq and is a predicted model, not a curated record. Gene Ontology annotation, molecular function: 2 iron, 2 sulfur cluster binding; electron transfer activity.
GCUCCCAGUCGCGUGAAGGAACUGCGCGCGGUGCAUUCUGGGACAGCAGGCGGUGUAGGUCAGAGAAGAGAAACUCCAAAAUGUCGGCUGCUGGUCUCACGUCCUUGAGCCGCUGUGGUGUUUUGGCAUUCCGCUCCCCGGCAGGACUGGUGGCGGUGCGUUAUGCCCAAACAGCUGCAGCUCCAGCAGCACAACCCAGAAUAAAGAAGUUCCAGAUCUACAGAUGGGAUCCAGACACUCCAGGAGACAAACCUCGCAUGCAGACCUUCGACAUUGACCUCAACACUUGUGGCCCAAUGGUUCUUGAUGCCCUCAUCAAGAUUAAAAAUGAAAUGGACCCCACUCUGACAUUUCGUCGCUCCUGCAGAGAAGGUAUUUGUGGAUCCUGUGCAAUGAACAUAAAUGGAGGAAACACACUGGCCUGUCUCAACAAGAUUGACACCAACAUUAGCAAGCCAACUAAGAUUUACCCUCUGCCACAUAUGUAUGUGGUCAAGGAUCUGGUACCUGACAUGAGUAACUUCUACGCCCAGUACAAAUCCAUUGAACCCUACUUGAAGAAGAAGGAUGAGUCACAGGAAGGGAAGGAGCAGUACCUGCAGACCGUGGAGGACAGACAGAAGCUGGACGGCCUGUAUGAAUGUAUUCUGUGCGCCUGUUGCAGUACGAGCUGCCCAAGUUACUGGUGGAACGGAGACAAAUACCUCGGACCUGCUGUGCUCAUGCAGGCAUAUCGUUGGAUGAUUGACUCACGAGAUGAGUUCACAGAAGAGCGCCUGUCCAAGCUGCAGGAUCCUUUCUCCCUCUACCGCUGCCACACCAUCAUGAACUGCACCAAGACCUGCCCCAAGGGGCUGAACCCAGGAAAGGCCAUUGCUGAGAUCAAGAAGAUGAUGGCUACAUACAAGGAGAAGAAGGCAGCCGCUGUCUAAAACCUCUGUUGUACUCUUGUACAACUUGCCCCUCCACGAUUAAAUUAUAUAUUGAUUUUAAAAAUGCUUCUUGAGGUCUGAUGGGCCAGUGCACCAGUUAUCUCCUCUUCCACCACACUGGGCAGACCGCCAAUAGAAAUGUGUGUGUGGUUGGAGGACUUGGUGUUACACAAACGCACAUGUACAUUAUGAAUGCAGGAGAGAGUGUGUGUCUGAGUCUUACAUGUUCCAUAACGGAAAUAUUUAUCUCCAACUCUACUGUGUGUGUAUGAUUGUGUACUUUGGAGACAUAAUGCUACAUAUUACAGUAAAAACAAGGCGUUUUCUUGUGUGUAAACAUUUUUUUAGCUUGUUGCUUUUCAAGGUAGCAGGUCGCUUCCAUCCAUACCGUGUAUAUGUUCCCUCAGAUCUUCCAGCAUACCAACAGCACUCUUUGUUUUGAUGGAAAAAUAAAUAGUUGAAAUGCC